Molecule: messenger RNA, 1905 nt
Organism: Blumeria graminis f. sp. triticale
Lineage: Eukaryota; Fungi; Ascomycota; Leotiomycetes; Helotiales; Erysiphaceae
Source: the annotation of a GenBank genome assembly
AUGGCUCAAUACACCCAAUCGAUUCCAAGCCGCCCAAAAGUGAAGCUGGGAAACAAAUUCCAUACAUCCAAGGCACCUUUAAUUCACUCUGGUAGAACAAUUGAGACGAAGCCGAGAUUGGGAAAAGAUGAAGUCGCGACUCUAGAACGCGAGUUUAGGAGAAACUCCAAGCCAUCAACUGAAACAAAGAUAGCGUAUGCAACGCAAAUGAAAGUAGACCUACCUAGAAUAAAUAACUGGUUCCAGAACCGCCGCGCCAAGCGAAGGCAAGAACGAAUUGAACGCGAAGAGAAAGCUUUGAUAGAAAUAUCUCCACAAAAUCCAGCAGAAGCGGCUCACGUUCAAUGUUUGAACCCAUUAACUAGUGAAAGUCUCACAAACUCUAUUGAUACAGUAGCAACUGGUACAUCACAUCCUCUUCAGUACUUUAGCAACCUUAGCAUAGAAUCUAACAACGCACUUCUCGGAACAAAUCACCAUAUGUAUAUUACCACAACUCCUAUUACAUCACAAUAUCCCACAGAAGACGGUGAAACAAGCUUCACUCUAGAAAAUGCUUUCAUGCCUGAAGACGUUGACUCUAAUUCUUCGAACCAGUUUGUCGAAACUUUGUCGUAUGGUUUUGAUCACACAAGCUUCAAAGAUACUGUUUCCUACCUAACGACUCAGCUUGUGCCAAAGUCUCAUCCCAUAAUUAACGUUGGUGACCAGGGAACAUCCACAGAUAGCACCCAACUGAUGUUCGGAGAAAAUAACUUGCAUUCACAAUCACCAGCCUCCAUACAAUCCCCAAUGGAAUUUAUAGGGCUCGAAAACAACCAAGAUCUAUUAAGAGAAGAGCAACUGGGCCGAACUAUAGACGAAUGUACUAAUUCUAAUUUUAUAGACGGAACGGUUCCCACGGGAAGUGGCCACGCUUCAUUCACUGACAGCCUUGAAAAUACUAUUUGUAACGCAGGAACAACACUCUACAAUCAAGGUCCAUUACCGGCGCCUGUCGAUGUCCCGUUCAUAUCAAGGCCUCCGUCAAACAUUGCUUCCCGUCGAAAAAAGGUGCAGCAAAGACCAGCCGCAUUAAUACCUGACACGAUUGACGGCCAUGGCACUGUUGGUCCACGUACAGCUUCCCAAGUUGAAAGGUUUCAUCGACCGAGAGAAAGUCCUCUCGCCUCACCUAUGCGACGGAUAGUCUCAGCUGGAGGGAACCGAGCAGUAGCAUCAGGACGAGUACAAAAACCUGGAUCAGAGCUGAGCCAGAGAUCACCUAUCAGUCUCGGUGGUUUUGAAAAAAUGAGUAGAUACGUGGAAAACGGUCACCAAAACUUCCGCAAUUGUCCAUCUCUGUCCUGCGCUUCACCUCAAAGUAGCAGCUUCGCCCCACUAACCCCAUUAUCAGUAAAAGAUAUGUCGCUGGUUAAUUGGGAGAGUGCUAACUCCACUUUGUCGCCAACUGUAAUGAGCCCUGAUAAUAACUUCGCCGUUAACGGUACCAAUACCUUCGUUUCCCUUGAAGCAGGAAACCAAAACUUAGCAUCCCCUGUAUCUUGUUAUUUCCAUCCACUAGCUCAGACACCCCGAGAUUAUAAUUUCGGAUCCGAAUUCUCUGAGAAGUCAACAUUUGCAGGUCAAAACGAUGGCUUUUUCAACACAUAUCAAACCAGCCCCUUUGUCUAUCCCCUUGGCCAAUCUCCCUUGCCAGUUUUCGCUCCACAGCUUAACGCCGAUCUAUUCGCAUAUGAAUUAUCUCUUAAUACUCCUACCGGGCCUGAAGUAUCCAUCCAAUCAGGUAACGAGAAAUUAACUGUGGAUAAUUGUUACCACCCUCCAAAACCAGCUACGCUAAAAGCAAAGUUCAACAAAACAUUUCAAUUUUCACACACAACACCCGCUGAUUAUGAAAAGUAA